This is a messenger RNA of Rubroshorea leprosula, 1447 nucleotides long. The record is from the annotation of a GenBank genome assembly. Lineage: Eukaryota; Viridiplantae; Streptophyta; Magnoliopsida; Malvales; Dipterocarpaceae.
CAAGGUUAUUACAGCCUUUCGUUGUUAGCCCAGUACCUGCUUCAUUCUCUUCCUCUCCCGCCAUUGUCACCAGGAGAAAGGAAAAUUGUUUUUUUUUUUUUGCAAACAUGGUGCGGCCUUUUGGUAUAAAGGGGAAGAAGAGAAAGAAGAGAAAGGAGAAAUAUGAUAGGGAGGGAGAGGAAGAAGAGCAGAUUGAAUCAGUGAAAAGAGCUGCUAUAUAGAAGGAAAUAAUGGAUGCAGAAGAUAAAGAGAAUAAAGAAGAAGAAGAAGAAGAAGAAGAAGAAGGAAGGGUUGGGAAGCAUGAACUUGAAGGAAUUCCAAUUGCCUCAGGUGAUCAGAAGACAAAUAAACCUGAGGUUGUGUUUGUUCUGGAAAGGGCUUGUUUGGAGGUGGCAAAAGUUGGAAAGGAAAAUGAAGGGUAUCUAAAUUUCAUUCAAGUAUAUUAAUGAAAUUUCACAUUGGUUUUGAGAUGUAUGAAUGUGAUGUAAUUUAAGGAUAUUGUUAUGGGUUUUAGAAGAAGAUUUAGGCUUUUUCUUUAGUUGCUGCUCUAUUAGGUUCAGCUCGCACCAGUGUGUUGUUUCCAUUAUCUUCUUUUUUUGACUGAUUAUGUAUAUGCAGAGUAACCAAAUUUUGAACUCUGAAGAUCAUGCCAAUUUCUUGCGGAAAAACGAGAAGAAUCCUGCUGAUUAUAGACCUGAUAUUAUUCACCAGGCGCUCCUAUCAAUCUUAGAUAGCCCAGUUAACAAAGCUGGGAGAUUGCAAUCUGUGUAUGUGAGGACAGAGAAAGGGGUACUUUUUGAAGUUAAACCUCAUGUUCGUAUUCCAAGCACAUAUAAGCGCUUUGCUGGUAUCAUGUUGCAUCUGUUACAAAAACUGAGUAUAACUGCUGUUAGUAAGGGAGAGAAACUACUACACGUGAUCAAGAAUCCUGUAACUCAGUAUUUACCUCUCAACUCUCAGAGAAUAGGCCUCUCAUAUGGUUCAGAAAAAUUGGUUAAAAUGAAGGACUACGUGAAAGCAAUUGAUGAUGAUACGUAUCUUGUUUUCGUGGUAUGUUCAAAGAAUAGUUUGUUCUUUCCACCUCUCUGUUAUCAAAUUAUGACAUGUAUUCUUCUUAUCCUACUAUCUUUCCUUCCACUUCCAGGUUGGUGCAAUGGCCCAUGGGAAAAUAGGGACAGACUGUACUGAUGAUUUUGUAGCAAUUUCUGGAUAUCCACUAAGUGCUGCCUGCUGUAUCGCAAGAAUUUGUGAGGCUGUAGAAGAUAAGUGGAAUAUAUUGUAAUCUGCCUCACUUUUUAUUUUUAUUUAUGAUGUAAUAGUAUUCUUAUGCGUCAAUGGCAGCUCAUUCAGAACAUUUGCAUUUUAUCUGAUGUACCAUAUAUAGCAAAUAUCAUUGGUUAUAAUUUUUGCCAGACUUGGGUUGAGAUAAUGAAUAUGCAUUGUUCAA